Messenger RNA from Dentiscutata heterogama, 541 nucleotides. Lineage: Eukaryota; Fungi; Glomeromycota; Glomeromycetes; Diversisporales; Gigasporaceae. The record is from the annotation of a GenBank genome assembly.
AAAAGGAAAGCAUAAAGGAGCACAGUGUAGAUAUUGUACUACAUUAUGGGCUCGAGAAAGAGCUCAGGAUAUGAAGGCUUACCUUGGAAUAAGAUGUAAAGGGAAGUUACCAAGAGAAAUUCAACUUAGGAACACUAAGUCAGAGCUUAAUUAUGUUGAUCUAAAUUUUCCUCAAGAGGAUUUCUUAUCAAUUUUCAACAAAAUCGCAAGUUCUAUUAAAGACAGUACAGAUUUAUUUGGUGAGAAAAAGUUGAUUUUUUUUUCGAAAGAACUUAUAGAAGGACUGUUGGAAGAACUGUUAGAAGAAGACAUAGAAAGUCUUGAUGAAUCAGAUAAUUUAGAUCAAGAAAACUUUACAAAUUUAAUACCCAAGAUUCUCAAAAACCUUCAUUAUUUGAUUAAGAAAGCUGCUGUUGUUCAAAAGCAUUUGAAACGUAAUUGUCAUGAUAAAAAUGUUGAAUUUAGAUUAAUGUUAAUUGAAUCAAGAAUUUGCCGCUAUGUCAGAUUUUAUAAAAAGGUAGAACAACUUUCUCCGGACUAG